AUGUCAUCAACUAAAUCCCCUCGUAUAGUAUUCGCUUAAAACCGUAAAUUUGUUGAAACUCCAGGCAUUUAAUCAGAUCCAUAUCAAAACAAUCAAAGCCCUGGUUCUAAAACCCGAGUGUCCUCUUUCAACAGAAGCUUUGACUUCAGAAUCACUACUUCAAAUAGAAGCAUAUCUUAAAGUUUUGAUUAGAAUCACUUUACCCCUUACCGCUAAGAUGAUAAAUUUGCAUCUACCUUUGCCUCUCAAAGACAUUCUAUACAGUAGAAUGGGAUGAACACCAAUGAUAAAAUAGACAAGGGCAUUCUAAUGUUACAAAUGAAGUAAGAAAAGGAACUCAAGAAGCAGCAGAUGCUGUAAUUAGAGGCUAGGAUAACUAAACUUAAACUGGAAGAGUAAAAAGCGUUGAAAAGGAUAUAAGAGACAAAGAAAGAGUAGUAAUUUGUGUUGAAGGUUUAAAAAGAAAAAAGUGAGUGGAAUCAUAGGAAGAUGAGUCAUUAGCACUAUUUAAAGGCAGUUGAAGAGGAAACGAGAAGACAAAACAGCCAAACACGCGAAAUCAUAAAAACUAAGAUUAUGGACAAUAUGAAGUCACGCAUGAUUCAUAAUCAGUAGAAUAGAAGCUAAAUUAAUGAAUAAACCCGCCGCAUUUAAGAAACCAUUCAAAAGAACAAAUCGGAGUUAUUUGAGCAAAAUCAUAGCAUAUACCAACAGUUCAAACAAGGAGAUGUUAAUGCGCAUAAACAGCGCAAUGAAAUGAGGACCUCCUCGACUUCUUAAGUAGAGAGGUCUUAUUUUUAAAAGAUAGAUAGCACACGCUAGGAAGCAAGCCUUUACGAGUAGAGAAUGAGACUGCUUGAGCAGUAGGAGUAGCUAAUGAUCAGCAAGUUGCAGAAUACAAAUAGACAGGAAUAGAGAAUACUGAAAAACCUAAAGAAUACCCAGGAUAUUAAGAUUCCCUCAACUGUCCUGAGAUUUGACAAGUAUGAAGGACGCACUGCCAGGAGAAAGUCUAUACUGAAAUAGAACGUAGACCUAAUAAUGGACAAGAACAAAUUCAAUGAGAGUUAACAUUUGGCCAUUGACCUGAUCACUAAUUCCUAGUACUAUCAAGAACUCGACAACACUAGCAAGUAAAACUUGAAUUAGAAAUUUAUGGACAUAUAAGUCUAAAAAGAACACCAAAGCAGUAAUGAAGCUAUUGGCCUUGAUUAAAAUCAGAUAAUCACUAUAUCAAUUCCUAAGGAAUAAUUAAAGUCUAUAAUUGAAGACAUUGAAUUGGAAAGGUAAUGA
This is a messenger RNA of Stylonychia lemnae, 1293 nucleotides long. Lineage: Eukaryota; Ciliophora; Spirotrichea; Sporadotrichida; Oxytrichidae. The record is from the annotation of a GenBank genome assembly.